GAUCUUGUGAACCAAAGCCCAAGCCCAUACCUGACGUGGUAAGGUAUUCCCCUAUUAAAAACUCCAUUGGCGUCAUUUGCGUUCUCUGUUUCUCCCAACUUUUUUAUUACACGAACACGAACAAAAGAGAACCCUAAGCUUGUUCCACUGCCUUAAAACGAAUCCACAAUCUCGUCAACGAAAGGAGCAUCUUUUCGCAUUUCAACCGUUCAACUAAUCGAAUUCCAUGGCUGGGAGAAUCAUUGCGCAGUUCAUUGUGAUGGGGACUGGGAUAUUAGGUCGUGCUGUCUUUCAAGCUUAUCGUCAGGCCAUUGCAAAUGCGUCUAAAACUGGAGUUGCGCAGGAAGCAAUGCAGAACGCAGUACGUAAAGCAGGGAAAGCCAUUAAUGAGCAAGAGGCUAGGCAGAUUCUCGGUGUAACUGAGCAUACCUCUUGGGAAGAGAUCUUACAGAAAUACGACAAGCUGUUUGAGAAUAACGCCAAAGCUGGGAGCUUUUACCUUCAAUCUAAAGUUCUUCGAGCCAAAGAGUGUCUUGAAGUUGUGUACAGGAGCAACGGUACACCUAGUUAAGACUUUAAUCUCUUCUUUUUAACAGAUUCAGAGUUCUUGCUCUUUGUGUAAAAUCAAAGGCUACAUAGCACUGUUCUUUGAGAUGAUAUGUAACUCUGAAGAACUGUCAUAGUCUUCUUCUUCACUCAUUUUUCAGUUGAUUAGUAGUGUUAGAGAACCUCUUAAACUUAGAAUGGAUUGUUCUUCUAUGCGUGUAUGUUGUUUCACUCCGAA
Brassica rapa (field mustard) is the source of this 784-nucleotide messenger RNA. RefSeq names its product mitochondrial import inner membrane translocase subunit PAM16 like 2. Gene Ontology annotation, biological process: protein import into mitochondrial matrix. NCBI's taxonomy places the organism in Eukaryota, Viridiplantae, Streptophyta, Magnoliopsida, Brassicales, Brassicaceae. The record is from RefSeq and is a predicted model, not a curated record. Gene Ontology annotation, cellular component: TIM23 mitochondrial import inner membrane translocase complex.